Molecule: messenger RNA, 6036 nt
Organism: Juglans microcarpa x Juglans regia
Lineage: Eukaryota; Viridiplantae; Streptophyta; Magnoliopsida; Fagales; Juglandaceae
Product: nuclear pore complex protein NUP205
Exons: 45
Coding region: 191-5842 (1883 amino acids)
Cellular component (GO): nuclear pore
Source: RefSeq, a predicted model, not a curated record
CAUCAUUUUUCCCAGUUAGGGCUUAGGAAGGGUUUACACUUUACUCUCUCUCUCUCUGCCCAUUUCCCGCCCUAUCGGGCCCCCAAAAUUUCUCCUUCUGAAUAGAAUAACAAUCUCGAACUCAGUUCAUCCCUCUCUCUUUCUUCCCCCAAGGGUUUCGAUCUUGGUACGGUUCUCCUACCACGCUGCCAUGGGCUCGCCGAAGCAGCUCCUAUCCACUAUCGAGUCGGCCCUCCUCAGCCCUUCGCCUACGACGCCCGCUCAGAGGAUCCAGCUCAUGCACGCCAUUCGCAACUCUCUCUCCUCACUCCGUUCCCUCCUCUCCUACCCGCCUCCAAAGUCUUCAGACCGAGCACAAGUCCAGUCAAGGGAAGUCAGGCUUCCGGAUUCACCGCCAAUAUCACUGGAUGAUCAGGACGUCCAGAUUGCUUUGAAAUUGAGUGAUGACCUUCAUCUCAAUGAAAUAGAUUGCGUCCGUUUGCUUGUUAUGGCAAAUCAAGAGUGGAGUCUAAUGGGACGGGAGCCAUUGGAGAUUUUACGCCUUGCGGCGGGACUUUGGUAUACCGAAAGAAGAGAUCUAAUAACAGCCCUCUACACGUUGUUUAGGGCCGUUGUGCUGGAUCAGGGUCUUGAAGCUGAUAUCGUAUCAGAUAUUCAGAAAUAUCUAGAAGAUCUUAUUAAUGCUGGGCUUAGACAACGCUUGGUUUCUCUUAUAAAGGAGCUCAAUCGGGAAGAACCAGCUGGUUUGGGUGGGCCCCAGUGUGAGCAUUAUGUUCUUGAUUCUAGAGGUGCUCUUGUUGAGCGACAAGCUGUAGUUUGUAGGGAAAGGCUCAUACUUGGACAUUGCCUUGUCCUUUCUGUUCUGGUUGUGCGGACAAGUCCAAAGGAUAUAAAAGAUAUAUUUUCCACUUUAAAGGAUUGUGCUGCUGAGCUUAGUCAGAGUAACAUGACCUUGAAACAUCAGAUUACGUUUAGUCUUCUUUUUUCUCUCGUCAUUGCUUUGAUAUCAGAUGCCCUGAGUGCAGCACCUGAUAAGGCAUCUGUUCUCUCCCGUGAUGCAUCUUUUAGGCGGGAAUUUCAUGAAAUUGUGAUAUCUGUUGGAAAUGAUCCAAAUAUUGAGGGCUUUGUUGAUGGCAUAAGACUUGCCUGGGCUGUACAUUUGAUGUUAAUCCUUGAUGUAAUUGCUGCAAGGGAGGCUGUUUCAAAUGCUUCAUCAAAUGAUUUAGGUUACCUACAUUCGUGCUUGGAAGUCAUUUUCUCAAACAAUGUUUUCCAAUCUCUGCUGGGCAAAGUUCUUCGAACUGCAGCUUUCCAGAAUGAUGAUGAGGAUAUGAUCUAUGUGUACAACGGUUAUCUCCAUAAGUUGAUUACCUGCUUCUUGUCUCAGCCACUUGCCAGAGAUAAGGUGAAAGAAUCAAAGGAGAAAUCUAUGAGCAUGCUUAGUCAUUACCGUAUGGCUGGCUCGAAUGAUUUUUUGCAUGAUCGUAACGUGAAUUCUCAAGAAGCUGUUGAAUCUGGCUCUUUAUCAUUUGUCUCUCUCUUAGAGUUUGUGAGUGAAAUCUAUCAGAAGGAACCCGAGCUGUUGUCUGGGAAUGAUGUUCUGUGGACAUUUGUAAAUUUCGCUGGAGAAGAUCACACAAAUUUUCAAACUCUGGUUGCUUUCUUGAAUAUGCUGAGCACUUUGGCUUGUAGUCAAGAAGGAGCUUCAAAGGUUUUUGAGUUACUUCAGGGGAAGGCAUUCCGCUCGGUUGGGUGGAGCACUUUGUUUGAUUGCUUAUCAAUCUAUGAUGAGAAGUUUAAACAGUCUGUUCAAACUGCUGGUGCCAUGCUUCCAGAGUUUUUGGAGGGAGAUGCAAAAGCACUAGUUGCAUACUUGAAUGUUCUUCAAAAGGUUGUGGAGAAUGGGAACCCCAUUGAAAGGAAGAACUGGUUUCCUGAUAUUGAACCAUUAUUCAAGCUGCUUAGUUAUGAAAAUGUGCCUCCAUAUCUGAAGGGAGCUUUGCGGAAUGCAAUUACUACUUUUGUUCGUAUCUCUCCAGUUCUGAAAGAUACAAUUUGGAGCUAUCUAGAGCAGUACGAUCUACCAGUAGUUAUUGGGAAUAGUGCACAGCCAAUGUCAGCACAGGUUUAUGAUAUGCAAUUUGAGUUGAAUGAAAUAGAAGCAAGGAGAGAACAAUAUCCUUCGACAAUAUCUUUUCUCAACCUGUUAAAUACUCUCAUUGCUGAAGAAAGAGAUUUAAGUGAUAGAGGGCGUAGAUUCAUUGGCAUCUUUAGGUUCGUAUAUGAUCAUGUUUUUGGGCCGUUUCCUCAAAGAGCCUAUGCAGAUCCUUGUGAGAAAUGGGAAUUAGUAAUUGCUUGUCUUCGGCAUUUUCAUAUGAUCCUGACCAUGUACGACGUCAAAGAUGAUGAUGUUGACACUGUUGCCGACCUAUCACAGUUUUCAACACCGACACUACAAUCUCCCCUUCAGAUGCAGCUUCCUAUUUUGGAGCUGCUAAAAGACUUCAUGAGUGGGAAAACUGUUUUUCGAAACAUCAUGGGCAUUCUUCUGCCAGGAGUGAAUUCCAUCAUAAAUGAACGAACUAGUCAAGUAUAUGGGAAACUUGUAGAGAAAGCUGUUCAACUUUCUUUGGAAAUUAUAAUUCUUGUCAUGGAGAAGGAUCUAUUUCUUUCUGAUUUCUGGCGCCCUUUAUACCAGCCUUUGGAUGUUAUACUUGCACAAGAUCAUACUCAAAUUGUAGCUUUGUUGGAGUACGUCAGAUAUGAUUUUCAACCACAAAUUCAGCAGUGCUCUAUCAAGAUCAUGAGUUUCUUAAGUUCCCGCAUGGUUGGGUUGGUACAGUUGCUGCUACAAUCCAGUGCUGCCAGCAGCUUGAUUGAGGAUUAUGCAGCAUGCCUUGAAUUACGAUCAGAAGAGUGUCAGAUGAUUGAGAAUAGUAGUGAUGAUCCUGGCGUUCUUAUAAUGCAGCUUCUAAUUGACAAUAUCAGUCGGCCAGCUCCAAACAUUACACAUCUACUACUCAAGUUUGAUCUCGACACCCCUGUUGAACAGACGGUUUUACAGCCAAAAUUUCAUUACAGUUGCUUUAAGGUCAUUCUUGAAAUAUUGGAUACCCUUGUAAAGCCGGAUGUGAAUGCAUUGGUUCAUGAAUUUGGAUUUCAGCUUCUUUAUGAGUUGUGCUUGGACCCACUUACAUGUGCUCCUACCAUGGAUCUUUUGAGUAGUAAAAAGUAUCAGUUCUUCUUAAAGCACUUGGACACUAUUGGUGUUGCUCCACUUCCUAAACGAAAUAGCAACCAGCCACUUCGCAUCAGUUCCCUACAUCAGAGAGCUUGGUUGCUGAAACUUUUAGCAAUUGAGUUAAAUGCUGGUGAUGUUAGUAGCUCCAACCACCAGGAGGCAUGCCAAAGUAUUCUUGCUCAUCUUUAUGGGGGUGAAAUUAGUGGAAUUGGUACCGAUGGCAUCAUAUCUCAGUCCUCUCUUCAAAAUGGCAUGGAAUACUCUGGAACUAGAUCCAUCAGUAAGAGUCAGGUUUUGGAGUUGCUUGAAGUUAUCCAAUUUAAGUCUCCUGAUACCACUAUGAAGCUUUCUCAGAUUGUUUCUAAUUUAAAAUAUGACUUGCUGGCAGAGGAUAUGCUUGGGAAUCCAGCUACUUCUGCAAAGGGUGGUAUCUACUAUUACUCAGAGCGUGGAGAUCGUUUGAUUGACCUUGCUUCACUCCGUGACAAACUUUGGCAGAAAUUCAAUUCUGUUUAUCCCCGGUUGAGCAACUUCGACAGUGAAGUUGAGCUAAAUGAUAUAAAAGAGACAAUUCAACAGUUGAUGAGAUGGGGUUGGAAAUACAAUAAGAAUCUCGAAGAACAAGCUGCCCAACUUCAUAUGUUAACUGGCUGGUCUCAAAUUGUUGAGGUCUCUGCUUCCAGGAGAAUAUCGUCACUUGAAAAUCGAUCCGAAGUUCUAUUUCAGAUUCUUGAUACAUCUCUAAGUGCUUCUUCUUCUCCAGACUGUUCGCUGAAGAUGGCAUCUAUAUUAUGCCAGGUUGCUCUAACAUGCAUGGCAAAACUACGAGAUGAAAGAUUUUCAUGCCCUGGUGGUUUAAAUUCUGAUAGUGUCACAUGUUUCAACCUGAUCAUGGUGAAACAAUUAUCAAAUGGCGCUUGUCAAUCCAUAUUGUUUAAACUUGUCAUGGCAAUUCUUAGAAAUGAAUCUUCUGAGGCCCUGAGGAGACGCCAAUAUGCCUUGCUGCUUAGCUAUUUUCAGUAUUGUCGGCAUGUACUUGAUGCUGAUGUUCCAACAACAGUUCUGCAAAACCUGCUUCUUGAUGAGCAAGAUGGUGAAGAUCUGGAUCUCCAGAAGAUGGACAAAGAAAAGGCUGCCCUGGCUCGAGCUAAUUUUUCUAUUCUAAGGAAAGAAGCUCAAUCUAUUUUGGAUUUGGUAAUAAAGGAUGCAACUCAAGGCAGUGAACCUGGAAAGACAAUCGCACUCUAUGUUCUGGAUGCAUUGGUUUGUAUUGAUCAUGAAAGAUAUUUCUUAAGCCAACUUCAAAGCAGGGGAUUUUUGAGGUCAUGCUUCAUGAGCAUCAGCAAUGUUUCCUAUGAGGGUGGUGGGCAUUCAUUGGAAUCAUUGCAGCGAGCAUGUACCCUUGAGGCUGAACUUGCUUUACUAUUACGGAUUAGUCACAAGUAUGGGAAAUCUGGAGCCCAGGUUCUAUAUUCUAUGGGUGCUUUAGAGCAUCUUGCUUCUUGCAGGGCAAUCAAAUUUCAGGGAAGUUUGAGGCGGGUUGACAUGAAGUUUCAAAGGCAAUUGGCUCUGGAUUUUGACAAACAACGAAUGAUCAUAAUCCCAAUGUUGAGAUUGGUUUUUUCUAUAACAUCAUUGGUUGAUACAUCUGAUUUUUUUGAGGUUAAGAAUAAAAUUGUUCGCGACGUCAUAGAUUUUAUCAAAGGACACCAACUGAUUAUUGACCAAGUUCUUAGGGAAGAUGUUUCUGCUGCCGAUGGAUUGACGAUGGAGCAGAUGAAUCUUGUUGUUGGUAUACUUAGCAAGGUUUGGCCAUAUGAAGAGAGUGAUGAAUAUGGUUUUGUUCAAGGACUUUUUGGUAUGAUGCGUGUUUUAUUCUCUCUCGAAUCGGAGAAUCCUGGUUUUCCUCAGUCAGUACGAUGUCUUGAGAAUCAGAGGAAAUCAGAACUACAAUCGUUUCAGUUAUGCUUCAGUCUGAGCUCCUACCUAUAUUUUAUGGUCACCAAGAAAUCCCUGAGACUGCAGGUUUCAGAUACAGCCUCAGAUUACAGUGUUUCUAUAGGACUUCAACAGCCCACAUUGAAUUUACUUGGUGUCCUUCUUAAUUCUGUGACAACUGCUCUAGAAAGAGCAGCAGAGGAAAAAUCCUUACUACUUAAUAAGAUUCGAGACAUAAAUGAACUAUCAAGGCAAGAGGUAGAUGAAAUUAUCAGUAUGUGUUCUCAGAAAGAGUUCGCUUCAUCUUCUGAUGAUAUUCAUAGAAGGAGAUAUAUUGCAAUGGUGGAAAUGUGUCAGGUUGUGGGCAAUAGAGAUCAGCUAAUUGCUUUACUGCUUCCACUGGCAGAACACGGGCUAAAUGUCCUUCUCAUCCAUUUCCAGGAUAGUGCUGUCAAAUCAGAUGCCAGUGGAGCUAUUAAAACAAUUACCUAUGGUGCCAAGUCCGACUCAGGGGAGGACACAUCUUUGUUGUGCGGAAAGUUAAUUCCAACCUUAGAACGGCUUGAGUCGCUAAGUGAGGAGAAAGUAGGCUACAAUCUUAAGGUGUUUCAAAGAUUAGUGGCUUCACUUAAAGAAUUGACAAUUCAAAAGUUGGCUAUAUGAGAAUGUCUCAAGCAGGGGUAAGAUUUUCAAUGGGCAAGCCAUUGUUAAUAUACUCAUUAUCUUGUAAAUUUUGAAUGUAUCAAGCAUAUCUAAUUUCUUCCUAUUUGGUCAAAUCUGUAAGUUGUAGCUUAUUUUAUGUAUAUGGAAACAACUACCCUAUUCUCACAGUUUUAUGUUAGCAAAGCUUUUCACAA